Messenger RNA from Orbicella faveolata, 6210 nucleotides. RefSeq lists its product as uncharacterized. The record is from RefSeq and is a predicted model, not a curated record. NCBI's taxonomy places the organism in Eukaryota, Metazoa, Cnidaria, Anthozoa, Scleractinia, Merulinidae.
ACUGUGAGAGUAAAAUUCUUGCCCAAGAACACAACAACACCUAUAAUUUGCAUAUUUUAAAUUUUUUUCAAGAUUGUGACUAACACACCUCACGACUACUGCGAGGAACAUAUGGAUACACACGAUUAACAUACGUACAUACGAGUAAAUACGAAUACAUAUAUACGAGUGAAAUUCGAAUACAUACAGAGGCAUACUAGUUCUGCAACACUUUCGAGUGGUAUAGUGCACCAGGGUCGUAGGUCGCUGAGUGGAAAGGACGUGAACUAAAUGAAUCGAGAUUUUAGUUCAUUGCGCAGUUAAUUUUUCGGGAGAAUGCAAUUCUUUGCUUUCUUCAUAUGCUUUACAUAAAGAUCCAAAAAACAUCAGUUCUAAUUUUCGUAAUAGAUUGAAAUUUGCCAAGAUACCUAGGAAAGACCUAUUGCGUACGAAAAUGUAAAAACUGAGUAUCGAGAAUUUGAUCAUAGUGCACUUUAAAUACUCUUCCUGGGAACAUUACUGGACGUGCGUUUACAUGAUCCCUCUCUUUGUCAUCGUUGCCAUUGUCGUGAACCGAAUGACGUCUCUAAGGCCCCGUCCAAAACUAUCCGGAUAUUUUUGAAUCCGCAACUUUUUCUUUCCGGAUUCAAAAAUUUCUCCGUCCACACGUAGCGUAUUCAAAUCGAAUUCGCCUGUCCACACGCAUCCUAUGGUAUCCGGAUUCACUCUGGAGAAACUAGGCCUAUACGUUGUGUCGCCAUAUUGGCGUCAUAUUGAGACUGGAAACGAUUUUGCUACGUCAUCGGAUUCGAAAAUAUCCGGAUUUACCUUCCACACGUUAUUGGAUUCGUUGCAGAUUUAUUUUUUUCCACUCUGGAGAGCGGAUUCAAAAAUAUCCGGAUUCGCUGCCGAAUUCGCCAGAUGCUUGUGGACGGAAGGGGUAUCCGGAAAGAAAAAGUUGCGGAUUCAAAAAUAUCCGGAUACGUGUGGACGAGGCCUAACUCUUCCUCAUUUUCCGAGAGAAAUCGUCUUGAAGGACUUACUUUUGUCACUUCCUCAUUUGAGUAAUUUGCAUAUCAUGCAAUUAGCAACUCAAUAAACUUUAUGUUUAUGAUUUCGUUAACCAAGCAUGAUCAAGGAAAAGCUAAAAAUAACAGCAGAGAGAAAGAGAAGAUCUGACUGGCCAGACUGCAUGACGUGAACAAUAAAACACCCAUUUAUGAUAGCAAACGGAACUGUCAGGUUUUCGAUCGGAAAAGGAGGAUGUCUCUGGGCCCGGCGUUGCUCGCGACUAAAGUAUAGUUCCAGUUCUAGGAAAUAGCCUUGAUUUGGUUUGGUUUUUUACCAAAACUGUUGGCAAUUUGGUUAUCCUUUGAUCCUGUCAAGUCGAGAAACGUUGGCAAUGUAUGGUCUUGCUUUCUACCUGCUUAUGACGAAUCUGCCAUGUGCUGAAGAUAUUAUCAACCAAGGCACAUGCGACUGGAUUUGUACGAAUGAUACGGACAAUGACGAAGAAUCACAGAACAUGUUGGCUAACGGAAGCCUAGCUAAAUUCAGUGUCUGGUAUACGGAGCAAGUACGCGGUGAAUGUGCGAAACAAAUAGACGUUAAAAACUCAAGUGCAACCGCAUCAUUACACUUAAAGAUGGCGGCCGGUGGCAAGCCAAGGAAGAACUUUCAAGGUCGACUGCAGUUAGUUACCCAAACUAUCUCAGAAGGGAUUUUUGGGGGCCAGUUUACUUUUGGAGCCUAUAAAGAAAUAAAUGUCUCUUGUGUCUUCAAGUCGACGUCCAUUGGAAAAUCUGGCUCCAACUACUCGUCAGGGCGAAUUACCUUCCCCACUUUGCAAUCCGUUCUGUACUUUGUUGAACGUGUGGCAAACUACCGUUAGCCGAAUACAACUUUUCUGACUCUUUUGAGGACGGAAAAAGAUACUCGUUUAUCUGUUGGUGUCACUAGUACAUCUGGAAGUCUCUCCUCUGCUAAGUCUGCAAACGACAACGAACUGAUUGUUACCGAUGAGUGGCUCGCCGUUGCUAUAAUCAUUUGGAUUAUGGUUCUUUUGUAUUUCCAUGCUAUAUUUAUCUUCUUCCGACCGUCAGAAAUCGAACUGAAGGUUCCUCGAAAGACACGAAAGGUACAAGAAGACAUACGUACUACCGAUAGAGCAGUUGAGCAAACAGAUUCUGCACGUAGGUUAAGUGUACGUGUGCCUAUUCAAGAGACCGGAGAUAUUAAGAUCGAACCUUCACAAUCUAACAGAAACACCGAGGAACAGAGUGCUGCUAACAGCCUAAAUGAUGUUGAACUAGCGAGUACUUCACAAUCUAACAGGAACAUUGAAGAAACGAGUGCAGCUAACAGCCUAAAUGAUGCUGAACUAGCGAGUACUUCACAAUCUAACAGGAACAUUGAAGAAACGAGUGCAGCUAACAGCCUAGAUGAUGCUGAACUAGCGAAUACUUCACAAUCUAACAGAAACAUUGAGGAACAGAGUGCUGCUAACAGCCUAAAUGAUGCUGAACUAGCGAGUACUUCACAAUCUAACAGAAAUAUUGAAGAACCAAGUGCAGCUAACAGCCUUAAUGAAGUUGAACUAGCAAGUAGUUCACAAUCUAACAGAAACAUUGAAGAACCGAGUGCAGUUAACAGCGUAAAUGAUGCCGAACAACCGAAUACUUCACAAUCUAACAGAAAUAUUGAGGAACAGAGUGCUGCUAACAGCCGAAAUGAUGCUGAACUAGCGAGUAGUUCACAAUCUAACAGAAACAUUGAAGAACCGAGUGCAGCUAACAGCCUUAAUGAUGCUGAACUAGCGAGUAGUUCACAAUCUAACAGAAACAUUGAGGAACAGAGUGCUGCUAACAGCCUAAAUGAAACACGUGUUGAUAUUGACCAGUCUAAUGAAGAAGAAGACGAGGAAGAAACCCAGAAACCCAUAAGAAACCCUCUCGCUAUUAUCGUAGGAGAAACUUACCCUGUAGGGUUUGGAAGUUGGAUUGGCAACAAGCUGUUUUCCACCACCCACGAAAGAAACAUUGCUUGGAAUAUUAUUAAGUUCAUUUUUAUGUUUUCUACCUUACCAUUGUUGCUUUUCCUAGGUUUGGGAGACCUCUUUUUAGUCCUUUUACCAAACCUUCAUUCAGGAUUAUCCGAUCAUUUGCCAUUUGCUUUUCUCACUCGCUCAUUGGGUUACAGUAUUAUUGAUAACCAUCCCUAUUUACUAGAUCCAAUUACGGUAAUUUCGGCCCUUGCCUAUCUUAUUAGGCUGUUUUGUUUAUGUUUCCUUUCGCGCAGUGCACUCGAGGCAAAAUGGCAGUCGUGCUCUGUUCAUCGAGUUCAUCCAACAUGGUUUGUUUGCAAACUUCUUCAAUAUUUUUUCUCAGAGCUACCUUCGUCCUUAAAACCCUCUGAAAAUUGUUAUAACCCUGCGCCACCAGAAUGUUCCAAGUACCUUGACCUUCCAGAGAACAUCGCACAUAAUCUGGAAAAGCAGCCAGAUAUUUUCAUUAAAUGCUGGGAAUGUUGUUCACACUUUUGGAAAAGAAAGAGCAAUUGCAGUUCUAAAGGUUUUUUCUUUUCACUGGCUGUUGUUGUAUCCUUAAUACUAAUAAUCAUUAUUUUUAUUAUCAUAGGCAUUUUCUGUACGUCUCCUCUAGUUUGUUUAUACCAUGGGCGCUUGCGGUUGGUUAGUAGAGUCUUCGAGUCUAUACUCAUGUUUUUCUCUCUGGUUUGGGUAACAAUUUUGUCGCUUCUUUGCGCCAUCCCUUUGGGAGUCGCCAUAAUAGGGCUGAUCAAAGUACUAGGGAGUCAUACUAACGAAAUGCUUCCACAGGUUACGAUUGCAGUUGUUGCUCUCUAUCACUUUUGGAAUUGCUACAAGGCCUUCAGGACGCCAUAUCGUUAUGUGGCCAAAUUUCUAGCCUCGAGAUACCAAAAGAAAUACGACGAACAAGAAAACGGUUCUGAAGUAAAUUCACUAAUCCAUUACAAACAGGGAGACUUAAAAGUAAUUCCAAAAGAGCUAUUCGAUGAUGGAUGCAAAGAAUUCAAAUUAUCCAUCAAAAACGACGUCGCAUUGCUGCUUUUUAAGUUAGUUUGUACACUUUCAGCGUUUUGUUUUUUCUUCCCCGUCCCUGGCCCUGGUUCUACGAGCGCAAUAAUUGCCUUUCUUGCGGUGGCUUAUGGACCGAUCAAAACGUAAUUAUGCAUGACUAGUCGAUAAUCUAAAUCCAUUUGUAGGCUUAAUUAGUUUAGUCGGUUACACAUUGUUUUGAUUCUGAGCAAGAGAAAAUGAGGGGACUCAUUUUCUCUUGUUCUGAGUGAAUAAAGAAGAGUACGAUUUUCAGAAUGGUUAUCAGUGUCUAGCGGUUAUAUAGCGAGAGAGUGUGGAAGAAGUAUUUGCUUGAGAACUUGUCAAUACAAACUUGAACCUCAAACUCAUCAUGCAGUGAUUAGCAAUAACGUUAGUUUAUUAUGAUGUCUAAGCUUUUGGUAAAAAUGAAGUCUAUAAACGUAUUCGGCAUUAGACCUUUAUUCUUCCAUUUCGCAAUCAGACAUGUUUCCAUCGAGCUCUUGGUUGCUAAGCCUCAGUAAUCGCUGAACCAGGGUCGCAGCUCAUCAGGUGGGUGGUUGCAACUUUGAAGGGUGCGGGCUUCUUAGAGAAGCCGUCAUACCCCAGUUCCCUACCCCACCACCCCGUUCCCCUCGUCGCCAACCAAAAAUGCGGUUUUUUUGUUGAACGAGAAAAUAUCACAUGAUUCACCUCAAAGCUGUGUUUCUCGGCUACAGCGGGGGUGGGGACAAACCCAAAAACUCAUUGGGGUGACAACAGCUCUCUCAUACAAUCAAAAGACGUGCGUCUCGAUCGCUAUAUAUUGGCCUCUUCCGGGCGUUCAUUUCCCAACUAACUGAACACCUGGAAGAGGCUAGAUCGCAGCACAUACAACAGAAGCCAACGUGAAGCGAUUUCGAAGGACAAAAUUCAUUAUAUUAUUAUGAAUUAAAAACUUGGGACUUAACAGUUCAGUAAACUGCGAAAUCGUCAUUAUAUACUGGCACAAAUUUUAAACCUACCAAUUCAAAUUUGCACUGCCCACGCACUCAGUCAUCACGAUACACACCGGUCCCCCUCAGUGCCCAACUGAGUCAGCCUUAUAAUCUCAGAAAAAUUAAAGGGACUCGUAAGGAACAUAAAGGGUUGACAGGGAAUCAGAAGGGCUGCAACAUGUCGCUCUUCAAGGGCGCAAGUGGUAACGAAAGAGCUAAAACGGUGCAUGUGUUACAAAAUAUCGCAUGUUAUGGCACGACGAGUUAAUUCAGAGGGCCAGUAACUAAUAUCGACCAGUCAGGUUACUUCAUUGCGGUUCCAAUAUUUUCUGAGUAUUGAAAAGGGCACUGUGUCCGCAGUCACUGUGUCACUGUGUCACUGCGCUCAGUCCGUAAGGUCAAAACUUUGGGUUUGUAUUCUUCCCGUAGUUAUGACAAAUGUAUCACAAGUUAUCACAAAACAUCAGCGGUGUUUCAAGUUAUAACUGAGACAAUACUUAUAAUCGCAUCAUCACAAAGUGUAUGUAGUAUAUUUUUAAUUUAAGCUUACAUUCACACAGUAUGAUUAUCGAUCACAAGGUUAUCACAAGGUAACAUACGUUUUUUUGUGCCUUAAAUAAUCACCUCUGAGUAAUCUCUGACCAAAUUUACGUUGUGAAAUAAUUGACAAAUUAAAGUAUAAGAUGUAAACAAGUAAGUAAACGAAUAACAAACAAUUUCUCAUAUUUUUAAGCUAUCGUGACAACUUUUACACUAUGUGAUAUACCUUGUGAAGCAUUGUGAGAGUUUUUGAUAUUUUAUUUACUCGUCGGUAGGAACGACUGAGCUGUGCUUUUGCACGUUUUAGUGCCCCCAAAAUUUGUCAAAUUGUAAUACCUAUUGAGAAUUACAAAAUGUGGAACCAAAUCGCCCUGACAUGUUCUUUCUUGCUCUAAUAACAGUUUUAAAUCGGUCGAAUAUUUAAAUUUCACUAGUAAACAGCGAUAUCCGGCCAUGAUUUUGUGUGGCCUGAGUUUUUCCUGUUUAAACAUCACGAAUUGAAAUAGCGCUGAAUAUAUUAUCCUAGCCGUUCAAGGCUGUUCAAUGGUUUUGUUUGUUUUGUCGCCCACAGUGUUUGCCUUUGCCCGUCAUUGACCAUGUUACCAAUGGCGACAGCGGUUUUGCGUGUAAACAAAUCGGGCC